UUUUGUUUUGCAAAGUGUACAGUAGUAGAGGAGAGGACCAUGUAUCUCCCGAGCUGCGUGCUCCUGAGGGGAAAAGUCAGCAAUGGAAGAUAUAAAUAUAAUACCAAGGAAGAGUACCAUGGAAGAAAAUUGUACUUGUAUUUCCUAUUUCCCGUUCAAUUUUGAUUUGGCAGAGAAAUGGCAUCAUCAUCCGAUUUAUUUGAGCAGAACGCUUGCGAUUUCUCUACGGAAGGAACCCCAGAUUCCGAUAGGGAUUUCUGGAACUUAAUGUCCACUUCGAGAAGAGAGAGUGAUUGGGGACAUGUUUUGUUGAGGAAGAAGAGCAAGAAGAAUAAGAGGCUGAAAAUAGAUGUGAGUAGUACAGGUGGUAGUUCUGGAGUCAACAGUACUUCGAGUGAACUUUCAGAAGCUCUCUCCGCUAUCUCUGCACAUCUAAGUUUAUCAUCUUCUUCUUCUGGAACACGAAAAGACGGGACGGAGAAUGAGGAUGAGGAGCUGAUAUGGAAAGUUGUUGAAGAUUUGCAGAUUGAGACUGCUUGGAAUGAGAAACAAAAUGAAUCUUCUUUUGAUGCAAGAGAACCAACUAGAGAAGAUAAUUUUAUGGCCCCACCAGCAAUUGGGAUGGAAUUCUCUUCUGAGCAGGAAGUUCUUGAGUUCUAUCAAAUUUAUGCUAAAGAAACAGGGUUUAGUGUGAGAAAAGGAAAAGUCCAACGGCUGUCUAACGGAAACUUAAGAAAAAAGUACUACUUUUGUUCAAAAGAAGGGAUUAAACAAUCAAACAAGAAAGCCAAGUACAAGAGAAGAGAAACAAGAACAGGUUGCCAUGCCAGGAUUCAGUGUACAAUAAAAGAUGGAAAAUGGGUGAUCUCACAAUUCUUUCAAGAUCAUAACCAUCCCCUUAGUGGAAAAGAAGCUGUGCACAGACAGUGCACACAAAAAUCAAGAACUCCAAAUCAAGAUUCUUCACUUAUCUCAACUCGAACAAUUCUGGACACCAGGCUUCUAGGAAAAGAGAAUGCAGUGUCCAAAUUAGUAGAAUAUGAGAAGUCUGGAAUGUCUUUGAUAACAGAAUGAGCAAACGCCUCA
Molecule: messenger RNA, 1086 nt
Organism: Mercurialis annua (annual mercury)
Lineage: Eukaryota; Viridiplantae; Streptophyta; Magnoliopsida; Malpighiales; Euphorbiaceae
Product: protein FAR1-RELATED SEQUENCE 8-like
Exons: 2
Coding region: 178-1074 (298 amino acids)
Source: RefSeq, a predicted model, not a curated record